CUCGCCGCCGCCGUUUCCAACGCUGGCGGUCUAGGCACAAUCGGCGGCCUAGGCUACACCCCCUCCCAACUCUCCGAAAUGCUCACAGAGCUCAAAUCCCUUCUCCGCUCACCCAACCUCCCCUUCGGCGUUGAUCUGGCCCUCCCCCAGGUUGGAGGUAAUGCGCGCGCGACGAACCACGAUUACACGCAUGGGCAGUUGGAUGAGUUGAUUGAGGUUGUUAUUGCGCAUGGGGCGAAUUUGUUUGUUUCCGCUGUUGGUGUUCCGCCCGAGCGGACAAUUAAGCGGUUACAUGAGGCGGGAAUUUUAGUGAUGAAUAUGGUUGGCGCACCGAAGCAUGCGGAGAAGGCAUUGAGAUUGGGGGUUGACAUGGUGUGUGCGCAGGGUGGGGAGGGGGGCGGGCAUACGGGGGAUAUACCAUUUUCUGUUCUUGUUCCUGCGGUUGUGGAUGUGGCGAGACGGUUUAAGAGUCCGUUGACUGGCGGGCCGGCGCUGGUUGUUGCUGCGGGGGGUGUUAAUGAUGGGAGGAGUUUGGCGGCGGCGUUGAUGUUGGGUGCUGCGGGGGUUUGGGUUGGGACGAGGUUUGUUGCGGCUGAGGAAAGUGGUGCUAGUCGAUUGCACAAGGAAGCUGUUGUGGGUGCGAGGUAUGGGGAUACCAAGCGGACGUUGGUUAUUUCGGGACGGCCGCUGCGGAUGCUGCCGAAUGAGUAUGUUAAGGAAUGGGAGAAACGGCCGGAUGAGAUUGCGCGGUUGACUGCUAAGGGCGUCGUUCCUAUUGAGCAUGACUUUGAGAACGACAAGGAGGUUGAAAUCCCGUUUUUGAUGGGCGAUGUCUCAGCCAUUAUCCAGGAAAUCAAACCGGCCGGUGUGAUUGUCCGAGAAAUGGUCCAGCAGGCUGUGGCCAUGUUGAGACAAGGUGGUUCAUAUAUCACCAGUGAACCAGCAAGUAAACUAUAGCUC
This is a messenger RNA of Aspergillus ruber CBS 135680, 960 nucleotides long. RefSeq names its product NAD(P)H-dependent flavin oxidoreductase. The transcript has a single exon. NCBI's taxonomy places the organism in Eukaryota, Fungi, Ascomycota, Eurotiomycetes, Eurotiales, Aspergillaceae. The record is from RefSeq and is a predicted model, not a curated record. Gene Ontology annotation, molecular function: nitronate monooxygenase activity. The coding region runs from base 79 to 957 and encodes 292 amino acids.